Messenger RNA from Heterostelium album PN500, 1260 nucleotides. Its product is annotated as fatty acid synthase. The transcript has 3 exons. The record is from RefSeq and is a predicted model, not a curated record. Lineage: Eukaryota; Evosea; Eumycetozoa; Acytosteliales; Acytosteliaceae. The coding region runs from base 1 to 1260 and encodes 419 amino acids. Gene Ontology annotation, molecular function: transferase activity.
AUGAGUAGAAGAUAUUCAGAGAUUGGAGAAGAGUCUUUCAUCGAGUUUAGCAACCGAUAUGAAUCAUUCAAAGACUUUGCAAUUGGACAAUCAUUGUUGGAUCUAAGCAGAUCUAGUACAAUUAGGAAAGCAAUUGUAGCAUGUGAUUGGGAUGAUUUUCUUCAAAAACUGUCAACAAAAUCUGUAAUAGCCACCGAUUCAAAUACAAGAACAAAGAAUAUGAAAGUGAUUAUGGUUAUUAGUGGUCAAGGAUAUCAGACUAGUGAAAUGGGCAAUCAGUUGUACAAAUCUGAACCUACCUAUAAACAAAUUGUGGACAAAAUCGAUAACACGUUCAAUCGUUUCAUUGGAUUCAGUAUUUUUGAAAAGAUAAAGCAUAUACCUUCAGAUAGAAAAGAGAUCUUUAAUGAUCAAUCAAUUGCACAACCAGCAUUGCUUAUGUUUCACAUUGGUAUAAUAGAACUUUAUCGUCAUUAUGGUAUUGAGGCUGAUAUUACACUUGCUCAAAGCUUUGGUGAAAUUACUGCUGCUUAUGUUGCAGGUUGUAUUUCACUUGAAACAUCAGUGAAAAUAAUAUAUCAUCGAUCAAUUAUCAAGAGUAAUGACGAUAGUGUUGGUAAAAUGAUGUUGGUCAGAAUGAGUCAUCAACUAUUCGUAGAGAAAUACACAGAGAGAUUUCCAACUGUUGAAAUCAUAUGUUAUAAUGCACCGAGCCUAUUCUUUGUAUCAGGUGAUCCCGAGGUGAUAGAUCAACUUAAAUUACUAUUGGAACAAGAACAUAUUGGAUCGAUCGACUCGCUAUUACCAGGUUCAUUUCAUUCCAGAAAGCAAAAGGCAUUGAAACCAAAAGUACUCUCGUCAUUGUCACCGAUGGACGACGCUCAACCACCAAAGAUCCAAUGGUAUUCAACAGUGACUGGUGAUGUGUAUAAGGAUCGCUUCACUGCUAAAUAUGUUUAUGACAAUCUUAGAAGACCUGUGAAAUUUGAACAAGCACUAAACUCUCUUCAUCGAGAUAUAAAAGACAGUUUCGAUGAUCAUGUUUUCUUGGAGAUAGCACCACGUCCUGUCUACUCAAAACAAAUCAAGGCAUGCAUUGAUCAGUUCGAAUCGAUAAUAUCUCCACUCCAGGUUGGAAAAGAUGAAAGAAUAUCAUUCCUUGAAUCAUUGGGUAGUUUAUAUUGCAAUGGAAUCAAAGUUGACUUUACAAAGCAAUAUACAGUUAAAGAGUUAAAUGAAUACAAAUUAAAAAACCAAUAA